Neoarius graeffei (lesser salmon catfish) is the source of this 4594-nucleotide messenger RNA. RefSeq names its product NACHT, LRR and PYD domains-containing protein 12-like. Lineage: Eukaryota; Metazoa; Chordata; Actinopteri; Siluriformes; Ariidae. Gene Ontology annotation, molecular function: protein binding. The record is from RefSeq and is a predicted model, not a curated record. The transcript is spliced from 21 exons.
AGAAAGCGAAAGUCAGCAGCUCCAUUUUAUGUCGAGGGGAAAAUAAACCUUUUUAGGACUCAAACAAGAAGGAUGGAGGGAAAGAGAUCAGACUCACCAGAACCCAGCUUGGUGUCCAUGAAGACUCAACGGACAAAGUGCUAUACACAAACCUACAGCGACAGUUCUGCUGAUCUGAGCCUCCCCUAUUUGAAAGAGUACCAGCCACCACUGGUUCACAGACCACAAAAGAAGAAAUCAAACAUCAGCAGAAGUCAACUGGAGUCCAUAUUUAAGAAGCUGGAACACAAAGUCAUCGCUGUGAUACAGAAGGAGCUGAAAAGGUUUAAGAAGCUCCUGAGUCCAGAUUCCCCAGCAUGCUCUGAGAGGGAGGUGGAGGAUGAGGAGGAUCAGAGCAGCAUCAGAGAGGGAGUGCUGAAGAUCACACUGCACUUCCUGAAGAACAUGAACCACACAGAUCUCGCUCACACACUGCAGAACAAAUCUGCAGUCUAUGUGUAUCAGCAAAAGCUGAAAUCCCACCUGAGAGAGAAGUUCAAAGGAAUUAAUGAAGGAAUCUCACAGCAUGGAAGCUCAGCUCUUCUGAAUGAGAUCUACACAGAGAGAGUGUUCAGGAGACCAGCAACGCAGGAGACACCCAUCAAAUGUAAUGAUCUCUUUAAAGACACGUCCAUCAGAAGUGUGCUGAGUAAAGGAGUUGCUGGAAUUGGAAAAACAGUCUCUGUGCAGAAGUUCAUUCUGGACUGGACUGAAGGAAAAGCGAAUCAGGACGUCACCUUCAUGUUCCCACAUCCCUUUUGAGAGCUGAAUCGAAUGAAGGAGAGAAAUCUCAGUCUGAUGAAUCUCCUUCAUCACUUUUUCCCAAAAAUGAACGAAGUACAAUUAAUAAACUGUGAUAUUAACAAAAUCUUGUUGAUUUUUGAUGGUCUGGAUGAGUGUCGACUUCCUCUAAAUUUCCACAACAGUGAGAGAUUGUGUGAUGUGACAGAGUCGGCCUCAGUGGAUGUGCUGCUGACAAACCUCAUCAAGGGGAAUCUGCUUCCCUCUGCUCUCCUCUGGAUAACCUCUCGACCAGCAGCAGCCAAUCAGAUCCCUCCUGAGUGUGUAGACCAGGUAACAGAGGUACGAGGGUUCAGUGAUCCUCAGAAAGAGGAGUACUUCAGGAAGAGGAUCAGUGAUCAGAGCCUGGCCAAUAAAAUCAUCACACACAUGAAAUCCUCAAGAAGCCUCUACAUCAUGUGCUACAUCCCAGUCUUCUGCUGGAUCUCAGCCACUGUUCUCAAGAGAAUGUUGGGUGAAGCAGAGAGUGGAGAGAUCCCCAAGACUCUGACUCAAAUGUUCACACACUUCCUGAUCUUUCAGAUCAAACGCAAGGAGCAAAAGUACCCUCAGAAAUGUGAGCCUGAUCCUCAGCAGACCAGAGAGAGUAUCCUGGCACUGGGAAAACUGGCUUUCCAACAGCUGGAGAAAGGAAACCUGAUCUUCUAUGAGGAAGACCUGAGAGAGUGUGGCAUUGAUGUGAGAGAAGUGUCAGUGUACUCAGGAGUGUGUACCCAAAUCUUCAGAGAGGAGUUUGGGCUUCACCUGGGGAAGGUCUUCAGCUUUGUACAUCUGAGUGUUCAGGAGUUUCUGGCUGCUUUAUACACGUUUCUCUCCUUCAUCAGCAGAAAUGUAACAGAGCAACAAACCACUGACCUGUCUGAUCUUUUCACCAAAUCAAACAUGUCUGAUUUCCUCAGGAGUGCAGUGGACAAGGCCUUACAGAGUGAGAAUGGACACCUGGACCUGUUUCUCCGCUUCCUUCUGGGUCUCUCACUGGAAUCCAAUCAGACUCUCUUACGAGGCUUGAUGCCCCAGACAGGAAGUAGCUCUCACAGCAAACAGGAAACAGUCGAAUACAUCAAGAAGAAGAUCAGGGAGAAGCCAUCUCCAGAGAAAUCCAUCAAUCUGUUCCACUGUCUGAAUGAACUGAAUGAUCAUUCUCUCGUGCAGGAAGUACAACGCUACCUGAACAGAAGAGAUUCCUGGUGUCUCAGUGGAACCAGACUCUCUCCUGCUCAGUGGUCAGCUCUGGUGUUUGUGUUACUGAACUCAGAACAGGAGCUGGAUGAGUUUAAUUUGAGUAAAUAUGACCCAUCAGAGGAAUGUCUUCUGAAGCUGAUUCCAGUGGUCAAAGCCUCCAGAAGAGCUGAUCUGUGUGGGUGUAAACUGACAGAGGAAAGCUGUAGAGUUCUGUCCUCAGUUCUCAGCUCAAACUCCUCCAGACUGAGAGAACUGAACCUGAGUGCCAAUAACCUGCAGGAUUCAGGAGUGAAGCUGCUCUCUGCUGGACUGGAGAAUCCACACUGUACACUGGAGAUACUGAGUCUGCGUGGGUGUAAUCUGACAGAGGAAAGCUGUAGAGUUCUGUCCUCAGUUCUCAGCUCAAACUCCUCCAGACUGAGAGAACUGGACCUGAGGGACAAUAACCUGCAGGAUUCAGAAGAGAAGCUGCUCUCUGCUGGACUGGAGAAUCCACACUGUACACUGGAGAUACUGAGGUUGUCGAACUGCAGGAUUACAGGUGAAGGUUUUGCUGCUCUGGUUUCAGCUCUGAGGUCAAAUCCCUCAUCACACCUGAGAGAACUGGAUCUGAACUGUAAUAAUCCAGGAGAAUCAGGAGUGAAGCUGCUCUCUGAUCUACUGAAGGAUCCACACUGUACACUGGAGACACUACAUCUGCGUGGGUGUAAACUGACAGAGGAAAGCUGUAGAGUUCUGUCCUCAGUUCUCAGCUCAAACUCCUCCAGACUGAGAGAACUGGACCUGAGGGACAAUAACCUGCAGGAUUUAGGAGUGAAGCUGCUCUCUGCUGGACUGGAGAAUCCACACUGUACACUGGAGAUACUGAGUCUGUAUCGGUGUAAUCUGACAGAAGAAAGCUGUAGAGUUCUGUCCUCAGUUCUCAGCUCAAACUCCUCCAGACUGAGAGAACUGGACCUGAGUGACAAUUAUAAACUGCAGGAUUCAGGAGUGAAGCUGCUCUCUGCUGGACUGGAGAAUCCACACUGUACACUGGAGAAACUGAGGUUGUCUCACUGCAGGAUUACAGGCGAAGGUUGUGCUGCUCUGGUUUCAGCUCUGAGGACAAAUCCCUCAUCACACCUGAGACAACUGGCUCUGAACUGGAAUAAUCCAGGAGAAUCAGGAGUGAAGCUGCUCUCUGAUCUACUGAAGGAUCCACACUGUACACUGGAGACACUACAUCUGCGUGGGUGUAAUCUGACAAAGGAAAGUUGUAGAGUUCUUUCUUCAGUUCUCAGCUCAAACUCCUCCAGACUGAGAGAACUGGACCUGAGGGGCAAUAACCUGCAGGAUUCAGGAGUGAAGCUGCUCUCUGCUGGACUGGAGAAUCCACACUGUACACUGGAAAAACUGAGCAGUUGUCCAGAUGAAGAAGUGCUUCAGGAUUCUGAACAAUGUAGACAACAGAAAACCGACAAACAGCAUGAGCAAAACCAGAAGUUGCAGCAGGAGAACAGAGAGCAGAAGCAUUCAGUCAUCACAGAGGUAUUCAUCCCUGAAUUAGUGAAACAUGGUGAUGACAGCAGUGCAUACAGAUUUCGUUGCUCUCGUGCUGGUCAGUUUCACUGUAAAUUGACCAACCUUGGCUUUGAGAUGAAAGAGAAUGGGGAAGUGCUGUACACAAUCGUGUCCUGGGAUAACGGUCAGUUGCAGGGCCUGGGCCAAUUCCAGCCUGCAGGACCCCUGUACAACAUCAACUGCGCUGAAGGUUCAAUUCUUUAUCUGCAUGUCCCACACUGCGAGAUACAAACAGAUCACAAUCAGAUUGAACUGGCUGUGGCACAUUUCAUUGAGGGUAAUGUGGAGAUCAUUCAGCCCCUGAAAAUAACAAACACACACGUGAUCUUGGAAGUCCAAGGUCUCUCCUUGUUUGGGCUGAUUAUAAAAAGGAUCUUUGGGGAAAACCCCAUCAGUGCCCAAAUCCUUCUCUUCUACAAUGAAAAGACUGGAAAGAAGGAAAGGAGGAGAGAACUGAACAUUCACUUGUUGCCAGGAAAUGUGCCAGUUGAAGAGGUGCAGAAACGACACAACUACAGCACAUACAUUCCUUUCACCUCCGGAUGUGAACUGACACCUGGUAAAAAAUACAGACCACUCUGUGAACCUCAUAAAUCCGAGCCAGAGGUUGAGAAAUUUCUCUGUGACUAUGGACCCAACUUUCACAUCACAUUUGAGGUGAUCCUUAAGGCGGAGGUUGAAGUCCUCACAUUAGGUCUUUCAAAUGAAAUUGGUGAGGAGGUGUGGAAGCCUCGUCAGGUCUUUCUUCCAGUGAACAGUCGAGAAGCAGCUCCAGUUGCAAUGGAUAAAGCCAUUUCGUUCCUAACGCAACUGUCACUGCACGUCCUUUCCUGCACUCGCCUCUCUGUGUUCAAGAACACGGUCCCGCCCACCGCAACAUCUGAUUUGUUGUGAACUGUUUCAAGGCGGCCGUACGGGCACUCGGGAUACAGCCAAUCAACACGCAUAGCUAACCACUGUGAACUGUUUCAAGGCGGCCGUACGGGCACUCGGGCAGAAGCAGAUCCCACUU